AUGCCUGCUGUUGACACUAUGGACUCUGUUCCUGCCACCUCUGCCAAAGAGACCAAGCAGUCUGUCGCCACUCUCGAGCAGCUGCUGCAGAAAUUGUCGGUCUCCAAGGCUCAAGAUGAGGCCAACGCAGCUGCUGGCAACAUCGCCACUUUCCUAAACGGCCCUAUCGAAGAGCACGCAGUGCCCCUCAAAGCGGUCGAAACUUUCAAGAAACAACUUGCCAACAAGAAAGAUGCUCUCGUUAGAGAGCGCGCCGUCGAUGGCAUCAAAGCCAUUGCCGAACACUCCACUGUUUCUCCCGCUGUUGAGCCUUAUCUUGUCUCCCUCCUGCCGCUGGCUCUGGCGGCGGUGGGCGAUAAGAUGGUUUCCGUCAAGAAUGCUGCGCAGGCCGCGUCUCUUGCCAUUGUCAAGGCCAUCAACCCUAACGCGGUCAAGGCCGCUCUUCCUCACAUCCGAAAUUCGAUUAUCACCGCCCAAAAAUGGCCCGAGAAGAUGACUGGUCUCGACUGCGUCGAAUCAUUCGUGGAGACUGCACCUACUCAGCUCUCCUUCCUUGUCCCAACCCUCAUUCCUAUCGUGUCCGAAUCGAUGUGGGACACCAAACCCGAAGUCAAGAAGAAGGCAUAUGGCACAAUGGAAAAACUUUGCAAAUUGAUCGAAAACAAGGAUAUUGAGAAGUUCAUUCCGGAACUGAUCAAGUGUAUCGCAAAGCCUGAGAAUGUCCCCGAAACCGUUCACCUGCUCGGUGCUACCACCUUCGUCACGGAUGUGCACGAGCCAACUCUCGCCAUCAUGGUUCCUCUUCUCGAGCGCGGUUUGGCCGAGCGUGAUACCGCCAUCAAGAGAAAAUCGGCCGUCAUCGUUGACAACAUGUGCAAACUCGUCGAGGAUCCUCAAAUUGUGGCCGCUUUCUUGCCUAAGUUGAUGCCUGCUCUCACCAAGAAUUACGAGAACAUGGCCGAUCCCGAGGCUCGUGAGAAGACCAGGCAAGGCCUUGAAACUCUCAAACGAGUGGGUGCGGUUAAACCAGAUGGCACGGCCCCCAAGGUUUCCACUGCUGGCGAGAUUUCCACCGUUUCCGCCAUUCUCAAGUCGAUUCUUGAGCAGAAACACAAAGAUGCGGUCACCAAGUCUGGGCCUGUUAUCGAGUACAUUUCUGCCAUUGCCGGUCAAUUGGUUGAGGAGAAGAUCAUCGACGCUCCUGACUGGGUCUCCAACACGGUCGAAUACCUCAAAUCCAUCGUUGGCGAGGCUGAGGCACCAUCCGUUGCUGAACAACUCCGCAAACGUGCCUCUCCCGGCGUUGAAGACGAGGCCGAAGUUGAACCUGAUGAAGAAGAGGGCGAGGAUCUCUGCAACUGCACAUUCAACUUGGCCUAUGGUGCUAAGAUUCUUCUUAACCAGACUCAUCUCCGACUCAAGCGUGGUCAGCGCUACGGUCUGUUGGGUCCCAAUGGUUCUGGCAAAUCUACCUUGAUGCGUGCUAUCAACAACGAGCAAGUCGAAGGUUUCCCCAAGAAGGACGAAGUCAAGACGGUGUUCGUAGAACACGACCUUGAUGCUGCCGAUACUGAGCUCUCCGUCAUUGGCUGGACCGAGAUGAAGCUGAAACAGGUCAACAUUGACACUCCUCGAUCUGAGAUUGAGGCCAAACUUCUCGAAUUCGGUUUCCUCCAAUCUCAAAUGGAAGCUCCGAUUACCUCGCUCUCCGGUGGUUGGAAGAUGAAGCUUGCUCUUGCCCGUGCCGUUUUUGAAGCUCCUGACAUCCUGCUUCUGGACGAACCCACGAACCAUUUGGAUGUGAAGAACGUUGCCUGGCUUGAACAAUACCUCAUCAACUCACCCUGCACCUCUAUCAUCGUCUCGCACGACUCCAAAUUCUUGAACAAUGUCAUUCAACAUGUCAUCCACUACGAACGCUUCAAGCUCCGUCGGUACCGUGGUAACCUGACUGAGUUCGCCAAGAGAGUGCCAUCUGCCCGCUCUUACUUCGAGCUCGGUGCUUCUGAGCUGGAGUUCAAGUUCCCCGAACCAGGUUUCCUCGAGGGUGUCAAGACCAAGGCCAAAGCUAUUGUCCGAGUCAGCAAGAUGUCCUUCCAAUACCCCGGCACCGAUAAGCCUCAAAUCUCCGACAUUACUUUCCAGGUUUCCCUUGGCUCUCGGAUUGCUGUGAUCGGACCUAACGGUGCCGGCAAGUCCACUUUGGUCAACGUUCUCACUGGUGAAUUGAUUCCCACUUCCGGCGAAGUCUACCAACACGAGAACAUUCGCAUUGCCUACAUCAAGCAACACGCCUUCGCCCACAUUGAUAACCACCUUGACAAGACUCCGUCCGAGUACAUCCAAUGGCGAUUUCAGACCGGUGAGGAUCGUGAGACCAUGGAUCGUGCCAACAAGAUCGUCACCGAGGACGAUGAAAAGGCCAUGGACAAGAUUUACAAGAUCGAUGGGACUCAACGUCGUGUCAUCGGCAUUCAUGCUCGUAGAAAGUUUAAGAACUCCUACGAGUAUGAGUGCUCAUUCGCUCUCGGCGAAAAUGUUGGCCAGAAGAAUGAGAAAUGGACUCCCAUGAUGACGGCUGACAAUGCCUGGAUUCCUCGCUCUGAAAUUCUUGCUUCCCAUCAAAAGAUGGUUGCUGAGGUCGAUCAGAAGGAGGCGUUGGCCAGUGGUCAAUUCCGACCUCUUAUUCGACGAGAAAUCGAACAACACGGCGCUAAUUUCGGUCUCGACGCGGAACUCAUCUCUCACUCUCGCAUGCGUGGUCUGUCUGGUGGGCAGCGUGUCAAGGUCGUUCUCGCUGCUUGCACAUGGCAACGUCCUCACUUGAUCGUUCUCGAUGAACCGACCAACUACCUUGACCGGGACUCGCUGGGCGCUCUGUCCAAGGCUCUCAAGGAGUUUGAGGGUGGUGUAGUCAUCAUUUCCCACAAUGCUGAGUUCACAGAGAGCCUCACGAAUGAGGUCUGGUCUGUACUCAACGGCAAAAUGACACCGUCAGGGCACAACUGGGUUCAAGGUCAAGGAACGGGACCGCGUCUGACCGAGAAAGGAAACGAUGAAGAAGAGAAGUUUGAUGCUAUGGGGAACAAGAUUGAGGGCAACAAGAAAGCAAAGAAACUCACAUCCUCUGAGAUGCGGAAAAAGAAGAAGGAACGUAUGGCGCGUCGCAAGCGUGGCGAGGAGGUCUUCUCUGACGAAGACGAAUAA
This is a messenger RNA of Rhinocladiella mackenziei CBS 650.93, 3207 nucleotides long. RefSeq lists its product as uncharacterized. Gene Ontology annotation, molecular function: ATP binding; translation elongation factor activity; ATP hydrolysis activity. Bases 1 to 3207 code for a protein of 1068 amino acids. The transcript is spliced from 3 exons. Lineage: Eukaryota; Fungi; Ascomycota; Eurotiomycetes; Chaetothyriales; Herpotrichiellaceae. The record is from RefSeq and is a predicted model, not a curated record.